AUGGAGAGACGAACGGUGGGCGCACCCUUACCGGAUACAUCGGAUUCACAACCAAGUGAACGCAAACGCACCCGCCGCUGGCACCACCGAGGCUUCACGGGCUGCUCGACCUGUCGCCGCCGCCAUGUCCGCUGCGACGAGGCUUCCCCCGCCUGCAAUAACUGUGUUCGACUCGGCCGCGAAUGCGACGGAGCGCAGGGUCAGAUGACCUUCAAAGUCUACGGGCCUUCGCAGGCACCCGAGCCUACACCCGAGUCCUCAAGGGCACCGAAGAGACGGCAGAAAAAAUCGACAUCGAGCCCGGAGUCCAGGGAGACUGCUGUGGUUCCGACCGUCAAAAGAGAAGAGGGAGACGAGUGCACGGAAGUCGUGUCCUCCACUGUGCUGCCCCAGCCGACUGUCCAAUUCCGCUUCCAGGAUCCCGUUACGCCGGCCAGCGUGACGAGGUCAAUUCAGCGCACCGACGAGCGUUAUUUCGCGCACUUCAUUGAUCAAGUCUCAACGCUCCUAAUUAUCUACGACUGUCCCGAUAACGCGAACCCCUACCGCACGUUAUUCCCGGAAUUUGCAAAAUCAUCUCCGACAAUGGUGAACGCGAUGCAGGCAUUGGGCGCGUUACAUCUCGCAAAUACGUCGGAAGGGUCGCAACGCGAUAAGCAUUCCCAAACAGCGAUGGGAAAAUAUGGGUUGGUUGUGAGGGGAUUUCGAGCACGAUAUGCAGAUCCCAAUCAGCACCUUGGGUUGACGGAUUUCGCAACAUGCCUACUGCUAUGUCUUUUCGAGAUGAUGGACUCCCAGCAUCAGAAUUGGGCAGUGCACCUUAAGGGCGCUCGUGAAAUCUACAAUACCCUCUUUUACCCGCAUACCGGAAGUCCGGCGCGUGAAGUGCAGCGCGUUGCUGAGACAAAUCACCCACUCCGGUCAUUCCUUGUAUCUUUGCUCUCCUAUCUCGAUGUGGCCGGCGCAUGCGCGACCCCAGGAGGCACCGUUGUGGAAGGCAGCUACUGGAAAACCAUGGGCGGAGGAUGGGAGUACAAUCUUGGGACCCCAAGUUUAACCACCACCCCUGACAAUCCUCUCUUGAUUGAGCUGCGUGAAGCAUGGUCAAGCCUGAUGGAAGUGCAGGCGACGAUUAGUACUUUCGCAUCCGAUAAAAAGACAUGGAUGACUAUCGAUCAGUCAGAUAUGACCUAUAAAGAGAUUUUCAAUCAACUGGUCGUGUGGCGAGCAAUGGCCCCGCCUAGCCUGCAGCUCCUUUCGGAUCUGGACGAAGAGAGCCUUGCUCAAUACCCCUAUCCGGAGGUUCUCGAAUACGCGGGGUGUAUUGAGGCAUACGAGAAGGCGACAUUCGUCCAUUUGCUUCAGAUUGCUGGAUCUGGGCGUGUAGGCUGGAUCACCGAUUGGACAUACAUGGACAUGCUUGUCAGUCGGAUCAUCUUGCUGAUCUUGAACUUGUCAAAAGGCGUCGGUCAGCUGGCUGUCCUAUGGCCACUGUUUAUCGCCGGGCAAGAAACUCGGAGCGAAGAUGAACAAAAAUACAUUCGCCAGACCAUGGAGCAGUUGAAGCGUUUUGGCUUCAAGAACGUCGAUAAAGCCUUGGAGCUUCUGGAAGGCGUUUGGUUUAAACGACGCUCUUUUCCUGGCGGGUGGAUUCAGACUUUGGAAGAAGUCCAAACAAACAUCCUUCUCCCGUGA
This is a messenger RNA of Penicillium salamii, 1695 nucleotides long. The record is from the annotation of a GenBank genome assembly. Lineage: Eukaryota; Fungi; Ascomycota; Eurotiomycetes; Eurotiales; Aspergillaceae.